Molecule: messenger RNA, 1056 nt
Organism: Pseudovirgaria hyperparasitica
Lineage: Eukaryota; Fungi; Ascomycota; Dothideomycetes; Acrospermales; Acrospermaceae
Product: RCC1/BLIP-II
Exons: 1
Coding region: 1-1056 (351 amino acids)
Source: RefSeq, a predicted model, not a curated record
AUGCUUCAUUCUCUAGGUUCCAACGGGUCUGGACAACUUGGAAUAGGCCACGAGCAAGACGUUUCAGUACCAACGGAAUGUAUCCUACCCGGCGACGCGACACCGGCAAGCAUCGCCACUGGAGGAAAUCAUACUAUCGUCCUUACAACAUCGGGUGUACCUUUGAGCUCGGGACAUGCCUCUGAUGGACGAUGUGGUAGCGUGAUAGGGGCAAGUCAACCUUCUUCAAUCGGGAACUCCACAUCAUUCUCAAUUUUCGUAUCAAGUGAGUCCAAUACAGACGAGAUCAGUACAUAUAAGCAUUGUGCCGCUACUUGGGAGGCAUCUAUUCUUGUCACUACAGAUGGGAAAAGGAUCUUCACUUGUGGUUCCGGAAACAAAGGGGAAUUGGGCCAAGGUCCCGGCACUGUCACUUCCCCUCAAGCUCGUUGCAUUCUGGACCUUGCAGACAAGGAUACAAUUGUUGUUGACGUGUCUGCCGGUAUGAGUCACGCGGUUGCCGUUCUUUCAGACGGCAGUGUCUACGGCUGGGGUGUUGGACGUAAAGGACAGCUCGGCGACUUGAAAGAAGACAGUUGGGCCCCACGUAUAAUUAAUGGCAUCCCAUUCAAAGCCGUUCGUGCUGCUUGUGGUAGAGAAUUCACAUACAUCGUUUCAGAUGACAAGCAAGGUCAGCAUGUGGUUCUCGGAACCGACAAGUGGAAUAUACGAAGCAACGCGCCCGACUCAGCAAGAAAUUGGAAGGACAUAGGUGCCAGUUGGGGAAAUAUCUUUGUACUGAGCACGUCUGGUGUACUGCAUGGCUGGGGCCGGGAUGACCAUGGACAGUUGCCACCGCCUGGUCUCCCUGCAAUCGAGAAAUUUGCUGCAGGGAGCGAGCAUGUCAUUGCAGUCUCUCGUGCUGGCGAUGUUCUUGCAUGGGGCUGGGGAGAGCAUGGGAACUGUGGGAUACCUACAACAACGACUGGUGAUGUUACCGGAAGAUGCAAUACACUGCCAGUGCCAGGCCGUGUUCACUCUGUUGGGGCUGGAUGCGCCACCAGUUGGAUAUGGUGA